GGCGUGGGGACACGUAGCUGGUGGGAUCGCGCCAUGGCCUGGGCCCCUCUCCUCCUCGUGGUGCUCGCCCAUGUCUCAGGUUCCCUGGUCCAGGCAGCGGUGACUCAGACGCCCCCCUCGGUGUCAGCCGACGUGGGAAGAACCGUCACGAUCACCUGCACCGGGGUUAGCAGCAGCUAUGGUGUUGGCUGGUUCCAGCAGAAGGAACCUGGCACUGCCCCUGUCACUGUGAUCUACAACAGCAACAACAGACCCUCGGGCAUCCCUUCGCGAUUCUCCGGUUCUGCGUCUGGCUCCACGGCCACGUUAACCAUCACUGGGGUCCAAGCGGAGGAUGAGGCCGUCUAUUACUGUGGUAGCAGGGACGGCAGUGCUGGUCGUCAUCCAGGUGCCCCACAGGGUGGCGGUGGGUGGGUGCUCUGUCUGCUGUGCCUGGGUGUCAGCGAUCCUGUCGGUGGUGCUGGAGGAAGGGACACAGCUCACGUAGUGCAGACCUGUGGUGUGGCCGGUUGCUCCUGCCUUCAAAAUGUCUCGUCCUGUGGCCGGUCCUUUGGCCCAAAGUUGUUGGGAGGCACGCUGUCGUCACCUGUGGGUGUCCCGCUCUGGUCCCUGGGCUCGCUGCCAGUUCAGGGCCGAUGGCCACCCUCCUCUGGUGACAGGAACGGCGCCCAAGGGCCCUGUGUCUGUGUGAGCUGCUGUCCCGCGUGA
Messenger RNA from Chroicocephalus ridibundus (black-headed gull), 708 nucleotides. RefSeq lists its product as uncharacterized. NCBI's taxonomy places the organism in Eukaryota, Metazoa, Chordata, Aves, Charadriiformes, Laridae. Bases 34 to 708 code for a protein of 224 amino acids. The transcript is spliced from 2 exons. Gene Ontology annotation, biological process: immunoglobulin production; immune response. The record is from RefSeq and is a predicted model, not a curated record.